AUGAUUGAUUGGGUGGAAGAUGAAGCAGAGGCAGGUGUCGGCUAUAUAGUUGAUGAAGCAGAAACGGUUGUCGACGAUGGGGUUUAUUAUGUAGUUAAAGAAGCAGACGCGGAUGUCGACGGUUUGAUUGAUGAUGCUGCUGGUGACGCAAAGACGAUUGUCGAUGCUUAUGGUACCAGCAUGGGUGCAAGUGUGGGUGCCGGCAUUGGUACAGCUAUUGGCGGUCCCAUAGGGAUGGCUGUGGGUGCGGGUAUAGGUUACGAAGUUGGUAAGUUAGUUGAUGAUGCGGGUGACGACGCGAUUAAUGAAGCGGAUACUGAAGCAAAGUCACUUGUCGAUGAUGAAGCUCAAACUGUGGAAGGCGAAUUGGAAUAG
This is a messenger RNA of Adineta steineri, 375 nucleotides long. The record is from the annotation of a GenBank genome assembly. Lineage: Eukaryota; Metazoa; Rotifera; Eurotatoria; Adinetida; Adinetidae.